AUGUUGGAUUUUUGUUUGGUGUUGUUCCAGGAAACGUCCGAUUCGCCGCACGUUGCUGCUGCUGGCGGCAUUUCGGUUAGCGCUGGCGGUGGCGGCAAUGUCGCAUGUUCCACAUCGGCCGCUGCCGCUGCCGCAGCCAUUGCUGCGUCGGCCGCCUCCACCUCUCACGGUCUUGACCAAUCGCAAACACCGCCGCCCCUCUAUCAGUGUAUAUAUUGCGGCCACACAUUCCAGCACCAAAGCAAGCUAACGCGACACAUACUCUCGCAUUCGCUAAAAACGCUGGAGUAUCGCGAGACCGCACAGCAUCCGCUCUUGCAUUCGCAUUUGCUGUCGCACGACCUCAAUUUGGCGCAGUUGCCACAAUUUACCACGUACCAAAUGAAUGCCGCCGCAUUGGCGGCUAGCGGCGCCGAUACUCAGGAACAACAGGCAGCUGCCGCUGUUAUGGCUGCCGCUAUGGAGCUGGCGGCCACAUGCGGUAGUGUUGGUGCGCGUAGCGCACUCGAUCUCGACGGCAGUGGUGGCAGACUUGGCCACGGCGGUGGUGUUGGUGGCGGUUCGGCAACAGGUAAUAGCGGCAUUAGUGGCUCGUCAGCGGGUAGUGGCGGUAUGGUAUUGAGCGGCGCUGGUUCGUCGUCUUCUUCGACAUCGGCAGCGGCGGCGGCAGCGGCCGCAGCUGCAUUGGCUGCUUCGUCGUCGACAUCGGGCUCGUUGUUGGGCGCCUCAUCGAGUGGCGCCGAUCCGAAUGGCGUUGUGCUGUGCAAAUUUUGUGGCAAAAGUUUUCCCGAUGUCCACGUGUUGAUCGGGCAUCUGCCGGUGCAUACGGGCGAACGACCAUUUAAAUGUGAGUUCUGUGGCAAGGCGUUCAAGCUGCGCCAUCAUAUGAAAGACCAUUGUCGCGUCCACACGGGUGAACGACCCUUCCGCUGUCACAUGUGCGGGAAGACCUUCUCACGCUCAACCAUACUCAAGGCGCACGAGAAAACCCAUUUUCCCAAGUAUGUGCGCAAAUAUCUCUCACCAAGCCCUGUCGACACAAAGGAUGAACUACCACAAUAGUGAAGCGAUUUUAGUUUGCUACUAAACUACUACUAUUAUUAUUACUACUACAACUACAACAUACAGGAUAAUAAUAAUUAUAAUUACUACAACUGACGAUGAGCGAUCGUGAUCUAUACAUAGCUAGCAGGGACCGAUAUUGGCGAGGUCCGCUUGUAAGAUCAUGAUCAAGACACCAUAAAGAAGAUGAUGCAGGUGAAGCAGUGCCGACUUUGCUAAAAUACAAACAAACAAACAUAAAUAUAAAGUAAUCGAUGACAAACCUCGACGACAAAGAAUUUUGUGGCUAAGCGCAGAGAGUGAUGCCACUUAAUAAUUUAUUUAAAGAAAACAAAAAGUAAAAAAAAAUACAAAAACAACCUAGUAAAACUAAAAGUCUGCAUGAGCAUACAAACAGCAGCAAUUAUAUACUUAUCUUAUACAUAUUUGUAACGUAAAUACAUACAUACAUAUACACAAGAGAAUAAGUGGUAGUAAGAGUGUGUGAAAAAGAGACACAUAUAUAAUGAUACAUAUGAAAGAGACAAGCUGAGAAGCAACACAUAUGCAUGCACAUAAAAACACUUACAGUUAUAUACACAUACCGUUAUUUGAGAGGAAGAGUAAGUGAUGCACGUGGAGAAAGCUAAAGUUAAAAUAAGUAAAAAUUGUCAUUAUAUACAAACAUACAAGUAUAUACAUGAAAAACCAAUAUAUAUCUAUAUAUAUAUACAUAUAUAUACAUGCAUAUAUAUAUAAUAUUUAAAAUAGUUGUAAAAAUUAAUAAUAAUUAACGCAAGCGACAAGCGAAAGCGAAUAGUGAGUGCAGUGUAGAAAUUUUAGGUUAGGAGCGAAGCUAAAAUUAAACGCUAAGCGUAAAUGCAAAAUUUUAAUUGCAUUUUUUACAAAUAGGAUUUGUGUACAGAGUGUGUUGAGCAGGCAAGUUAUAUGACACUAAGAAAAUAGCGUUAGUGAGCAAAGCGUAAAGCAUGAGCGAGCGAUACUAGCCAGAGAACUCAUGCUUGCAAAACGAGAGUGAAAUAUCGUUUGCUUCAAGCAGGCAAGAGAGCAAGCUGUCCAGUUUUCGCUCAAUACAUAAACAUAUGCAUACAUACUAACAUAUGUGUGUGAGUAUAUGAAAUAGUGAGUCCUAAAUUCUGCAACUGUAGGAGAGUAGCAAAUGAAAUAGAGAGAGAGCCGUUGCUUAUGGAGCUGCGCUUUUACAGACAGACAUACAUACAUUAUACAAGUCAUAUUAUUAUUUCUUAAUUAGUAAUCUAUUUUAUUAAACUACAUUUGAAUGUGUACUUUAAAUUUUAAGUGAAAGCAAGUAGUUCUAAGAGAAUUACAAAAUGGGAAGCUGAGAGAGAACGAAAUGAAUAUAAGAAGGUUACGGACAGAGAGAGAAAGAGACAAAGUACGAGAGAGAGUGUCGUGAAAGAGUGAGAGAGCAAAGUUUUCACUUUAUUACAAAGCAGACAAAGCUUGGUUGAUAGAGCGCCCAAAUUUAGAAGGAACAGGAAAUGAGUUGAGAAUUUUUCAAGCUAGAUUUUUUUUUCAUGUUACUUAUGCUUUCAUUGUACAGUUAAAUAAUGUGUAUUAUAUGGUUUUUGUUACAUAUUGCAAUACAAGAAAUAUAUACGUACAUACACAUGCUUGUGUAUGUAUGUAAAUAAUAUUAAUUUUUCACAAUUAACCGUUAGCUGCAACGCAUAUGCUAGCGUUUGCAAGAUCUCAUGUGAUCCGUUUUUUUUUAUAUAGAUAUGUAUAACAAACAAAUAUACAUACACACAUAUAUAGAAACGGUCUCACCUUUGUGGGUGACUGAGUUAAACAUAUAAUCCUUCAAUACAUAUGCACUUACAUAUGUAUGUAGUUAUGUUUCAAAGCAAACCCAAAUAAUUAUCGUUUACAAUAUCGCUAAUAUAUAUACAGAUAAAUACAUACAUAUAUAGCAGCACAGCGACACAAAUAACAGUAAAUAUUAGAUUUUAUAGCGAUAAUUCAGCAAAGUCAUGGUUGUUUAUGCGCAUACGCGUAGUUUACGUUCGAUUUUCCAACAUUCUUGGAAACAAGACUUGGGUUUGAAAGCUCUAGCUUCUCAAUAGGAAUUGCAGUUACCGUUUUUGUUAAAUUUUUCAAUACCGGUUUUCUUUUAUAACAGUUAUAGUCAAUACUUAAGUGUAACAUAUAAUAUACAUAUAUACAGUUUUAUAAAUUACAUAGGUACGAAAUAUACACAAAAAGUAAUAAAUGGCAUUGGAAAAACCAACUUACAGUACGAUGGACUUUUUUACAAUAACAUAGUUGAGCAUUAUGAGCUUUUUACAACAACAAUAACACAACAAUUACAGUUACAAUAGAAUAACCAAUUGGUGCUAAUAAACUACAAACUUAUAUAGAAUGAAACACGAAACGUCAAUACAAACGUACACACACUUAUUUUGCAUAGAAGAACAGCGAGUUACAAAUUAAAAAUGAUUGCCUACAAAAAUAAUACUUUGCAGAAUUAUAUGACAUAGUAAAGGUUUUAUUGAAAGCUCAUUUUAAAUUAUAUCUUCCAUAGAAUGGAUAUACAAAAUUUGAUUUGGUGUAUAAUACAUACAUAUAUAUUCUAUCUUUAAAAGGUCUUUGAAAAAUUGCCAAAGCUUACCUUAUCAAAAAACUGUAAUGAAAGCUCUAAAUUCUACAUACUUCCCAAAGCUCUAAAAACAAUAAAAGAAAUUUGCCUUAUUGCUAUAAAAAAUUUUGCAAAUAAUUUAUAUACAAAAAUAUUAAAAGCCUUGAAGCCUUCAAAACCAGUGCUUUCAGUGCUUUUCACAGUGUGAGAAGCACUCCCAUACAUAUUCAAAUUUUUAAACUUGAAAUUUUUAUGUUUGAGUAACAUCUUAAAAAGCUCUUAUUCGUAUGUUUUAUACUUUUUUAUAAAGAUAUAACAAACAAGUUUCAACUGUUAAUUUCAAAGUUUAAAGAAAUGCUCGCUCAUGAAUUUUAGUUCCAAAAUUGCCUGUCGAGCUUUUUUAUAAAGUCACAAUUAUUUAAAAGCUUCGUAUUAACCCAUUUUUCUCUGAAGGCGUUUUUCUAAGCUAAUGAAAGCUAUCGUUUGAAGUUUCGAUGCGGUGAAUUUCGCAAGCUUUCAUAUUUAUAAGAACUUUCGGCUGAGAAUUUUAUUGCUCAAACUAUUUCCAUUAAACAUUUUUUUUAAGAAGCUUCAUUUAUAAAACUUGUAAAGCUUUAGAAAUAUUGAGUUUUUUAUCCAAUGUUUAUUUUUCUAUUUUAUGAAGCUUUCGAAAUAUGGAUUUUAAAAGCUUUUGUAUGAGGACUUCAUAAUUCAGAAAAAGUCAUGUCCAAAAUCUUUUCAAACAAACUUCGUUGCUAAAAUUGGAGCUUUAAAAAAAUAGUUUUUUGUAUGAUGACUUUAAAUUUUUUUCAAGCUAGCUUUAUUUCUAAUAUUUGUUAAACUUUCAAUAUAUUAAUUUAAAAAAAAUCAUCAAUUUUUUUUUAACACACUUCCUUGCUUAAAUUUGUAAAGCUUUCAAGAUAUGAUUUCUAAGAGCUUUUGUGUGAGAAUUAAAAAUCUUUGCAGACAAGUUCAAUUGGCAAAAUAAAUUAUUAUAUAUAUAUAUUUAAUUGUUUACAACAACAAUAACCUUAACUGCAAUGAGUAAUUUGAUAAGUAUUUAAUUAAGCUUUACCUACAUAUGUAUGUAUGUAGUAAUCUUUUCAUUUAAGAGCUUUCAAUAGAACUAAAUACUAGCCAAAGUGAGCUUUUAAUACAUUUUGAAAAUAUCUUAUAGUUCAGACAAACAAAACUAUGUACUUUUAUAUAAAGCUUUUACCAAAGCUUUUCACUAGUUUUUUAUUACCCGAUAUUGACUUCUUUACUUUGACGAAAAUACAAAAACUCAACCCAAUGGACACACAUGUGCAUAUACAACACGAGCGCAUACAAACAUAACCCCAAAGAAAAUUAAAAACAAAAAACAAUAACAACACUAAACGACUCAAAAAUAACAGGAUUAAAUAAAAAAUUUCAAUGAAAGCAAAAAAUUAUGAGCGAUAAAAAUGUAUGUAAAUGUAGUUUGUUAGAAAAUGAAAGGAAAGUGUAGAUAAGUAUUUCAAAAAGGACUGUGCAGAAUUUUAAGGCAAAAUAGAGAUAAAAAACAAACACUUAAAAGGAGACAAAAAUGUCUAUAAAGCUUAAUAAAUUACGUAGAAAAGGCGACGUAGAAUAGCAGAGAAAAGACACUGAGCAAAAUUAGGGUCAGCAAGCAAGCGAUAAAAUGUGAAACUUAAAUUAGUUGGCGUUAAAGAGGCAGAGCAGACAACCGAAGAGAGCGAGAGCGAUAAAAAGUAAACAGAAAAUUUAUUGCAUAGAGAAUAUCUGUGAUCUUAACGAUAUUUAUAAAAUACAUACAUAUAAAGAAUAAAACGAAGAAAACAAUUUAAAAACUAUACAUAAAAAAUCGAUGGAAAUGAACACAACAACACAAAAAAUAAACAAGUAAACCAAAAUAAAAUAAAUAAAAUUCUGAAAAUAUUAUAAGCAUAAAAGUAAAAAAAAGGCGUAACAGUUUCAGCAUAAAACAGUUAAAGAGGCAAGAAAAAAAAUGUCAUAAAUAUGCAAAUACCGUAGAAGCGUACACAAACAAGUGAGUAAUGUUAUAGAGCGCAUUUGUAGGAAAGCAGUCAGCUAGAAAUGGAAGACAAAAGGCAAAUGAGCGCAUGCGCGUAGUUCUAUAAAAUGUUAUGCUUUGUUUUUGUAUGUAGAGCACGCUAGUAGCAAGGCGAAGGAUCACAACAGGCCACAUAAAUAGUACUUGCGGACAGGCGUAAUUAGCUUUAUAUACAUAUAUUUCGGCUUAUAUGUAUAUACUAUAUAUACAUAUAUAUAUAUAUAUAAAUUAAAUAUAAAACUUAAUACCCACACUCAAACACACACACCACACAGAUAAACACACAGAUACUUGCACACAUGCACAGUUAUUUUAUUUAGAACGCUUUCGGCUAACAGUUAUGCAUAGAAAACAACAAAAACAACAAUAUAUAUUGUAAUCUUAAUAAUAAAAGUGUAAAAGAUAAUACUUUUGCGGCACUUUGGCAUAAAUAUAAGUUGAAAAAAUUAACACUUUA
Messenger RNA from Bactrocera oleae (olive fruit fly), 6174 nucleotides. RefSeq names its product protein sister of odd and bowel-like. Gene Ontology annotation, biological process: regulation of transcription by RNA polymerase II. Gene Ontology annotation, cellular component: nucleus. Gene Ontology annotation, molecular function: DNA-binding transcription factor activity, RNA polymerase II-specific. The record is from RefSeq and is a predicted model, not a curated record. NCBI's taxonomy places the organism in Eukaryota, Metazoa, Arthropoda, Insecta, Diptera, Tephritidae.